AUCGGUGACGGGAAACCAAUUCUGCAAGAUCUGGAACUCGAUGGUACUGGUGAUCAUGUGUAUGCGCUUACACCGAAGAAGCUCCAAGUUCAGGUUGUAAAAAUUCGAGUACGCCAAUGUGGUGGAUCAGGGGACUGCCGCAGCUGUUUGGAUCAGCGUGAUCCGUACUGUGGUUGGUGUGUUUUAAAUAAUGCUUGUGUUCCGGAGAGUAAUUGCACGAAAUCCAUACCAUCCACUGCACACGACUGGCUUACGUAUCAGAAUGGAAGAUGUCCUGCGUAUGAGUUUUCUCUUAUUUUUAUAACGAGUGCAUCGUUCCUGAAUGUCGAGCUGGAAAAUUUGCCGAACUUGGGCGGAUCAUUAUCUUGUAUUUUUGACUUUGGCAGUGCUCGCGGAUCAGUGGUAGUGGAUGCCGAGCCAAAUGGUGACCAGGACAAUCGGAUCAAAACACUGAAUACAGCUGCAGCUGCAUAUGUUUAUAAGUCUGCUGAAAAACAUCUAAAAAUGCGAGUGUUCGAACGGACCGGAAAAUGCCAGGAUUUCGUAACGGUGUUGCUGCGGGUGGAGAAUGGUUAA
Gongylonema pulchrum is the source of this 576-nucleotide messenger RNA. Lineage: Eukaryota; Metazoa; Nematoda; Chromadorea; Rhabditida; Gongylonematidae. The record is from the annotation of a GenBank genome assembly.